This is a messenger RNA of Ruditapes philippinarum (Manila clam), 2449 nucleotides long. RefSeq names its product degenerin mec-10-like. The record is from RefSeq and is a predicted model, not a curated record. The transcript has 2 exons. Gene Ontology annotation, biological process: sodium ion transmembrane transport. NCBI's taxonomy places the organism in Eukaryota, Metazoa, Mollusca, Bivalvia, Venerida, Veneridae. Gene Ontology annotation, cellular component: membrane. Gene Ontology annotation, molecular function: ligand-gated sodium channel activity. The coding region runs from base 33 to 1253 and encodes 406 amino acids.
ACUUACCGUUUCCCGCCAUAACGUUUUGUAAUAUGAAUCCAAUGAAACAGGAGUACAUUGAUAAUUUCACUAAUAUAAGUGAAUUAAAUCUGUAUACACAACAGGCCAUUUAUUCUGCGAUAUUUUCAAAUGAACCAGAAGAAGAAUUGUACAAUAAUACUAAAGAUAAAUUUGAUGAUUGGAAAACAAGAUUUUUGACAGAAUUUGAAAAAUUAACCGAUGAGGAAAGAUUAAAGGCCGGACAUCAGAAAGAAGACUUCAUUCACAGUGCAUCAUUCUCUGGUUUCAAGUUACCCAGAAGCAAAUUUCGAACAAUCCAGUCUCGAAUGUUCGGCAAUUGUUUCACACUUGACGAUGAUGAAGUUGUUGCUCGUGGAAGCGGUCGUAAAAAUAGCUUAUAUAUAGUUCUUAAUAUAGAAACAGAAGAAUAUCUCGAACAAUUCACAUCCUCGUAUGGAAUUCGCAUGGUGAUACAUGAAAAAGGUACAUACCCUUUGCCUGAGAAAGAAGGAAUAACACUUGGCUUUAAGACAGAAACACAUGUGGGUUUGCGUGUGACAACAAUGGACAGGCUUGGUGGUAAAUACGGUAAGUGUACGGACGGUUUAGAAUUUCGUGCGAAAUACAAGAUGAACUACACUAUACCUUUAUGCUACUCGUUAUGUGAAAUGGAACAUACAAUAAAAUACUGCAAAUGUCGCUUACGGUCCUCAUUAGGCGCGGUAAAUCCAGCAGACGAGAGAUAUUGUGACUUUGACGAUGAUGAAGAGUGCUUUGAAAAUGUUACGCAGCAGAUUCUUAAUAAAAACAUACGUUGUGACUGUUUUAGCCGUUGUGAACAAGUAGUUUACUCAUCAACCGUUUCAAGUAGUUCAUGGCCACAUAAGCACUAUCUCCGAAAUGUUCUGUUAACAGAUAUUUGUAAAAGAAAACCGGAAAGUUUGGAACAUAUAGGGGACCCGUCACGACCUGUGUGUGACAAGAUCACAGUGCAUUUUGAAGGAAUGACAGAUGCAGAAGAGGACGCAAUAUCAAGAAAUUUUCUGGCCGUGUACAUUUACUUCCAAGACCUGACGUACGAAGUGAUCUCUGAACAAGCCCUGUACAACACGGAAAGGUUUUUGUCUGAUAUUGGUGGCGCCAUGGGACUUUUUGUUGGAGCCUCUGUACUUACAUGUGUUGAAAUUUUACAAGUGUGUCUGGAAAUUUUGCUUUGGUUCCGGCGUCGAAGACAGACUGAUAACUACGAAUAAAUACAAUACUGAUUAUUUCUUCAGUUGGUUGCCCUAGGUCAGCAUAUAGCAUGCCUGCAUUGUUUUCAACGCAUUGUGCAGUGUUUUGUGCAGAAACGUAGUAUGUUUAGAUGUUUGUCCUGUCUGUUGUGUAUACUAGUAAUUUUUAGAAUUACUCGAAGGCUUGGGCCUGGCGUACAAAAAUAUUAUGUACUUAAUAAUUAUUUCAUAUUACUAGUUUAAUUAUGAAGGUAUUUAAAUGUGUUUCUAAAAAUGUAAUUGCGGUUUCAGUAACAUAAAUGUCUAUUCGAUUCCAAUUCCAUUGCUGCUAUCUAAUAGACAUAAACAAAACGUUUAUUAAAGUGUAUAAAACUAUAUAUUUGCUUCUGUGUAUUGUAAAACUGUUGUAUAUAUUUUGAUAAAAAAGGAUGUAUGUAUAUUUUGUUUUAAAUAUCUCAUAAGAUAAAGCUUCAUGACCUUUAGGGAUACUUUGUUAUAGAUUAUUAGAUUAGUGUGCUUUCUCUUGUCAUAUUUCAAGUAUAUAGUUUCAAUUACUUUUGUUUAAUAGAGAUCGCAAUGAGGAGAAGGAAACUUAAUAAAUGAUAAUAUAUUACAUAUUAUCCUUACAAGAUUGUUCUCGAUGAAAGUGUAGCAUGCUUUUGUUUCAUUGUGUAUUUCUGUGCUAUAGUAGAAUUCUACUUAUGGACUCGCAACAUUAGGCUCUUUCAUGGAAAUAUAUAAUUAUUCGUUCAUGCAUUCCAGAAACUGAUUUCCUUUUUAACACAUUAUGCAAACGUUGAAUUAUUUUAUUCCUGAUUAAAACAUUUCAACCGUCUUCUUUAAUUAAAAUAUAGAUGUGCAAUUUAGGCUGUAUAACGGAAAUCAUGAAAUGGUAACAUAUGCUAAGGAUACUUUUAGAGAAAGAAUCAUUUCUUAUCAUGAUGAAAUGAGCCAUCUGGAUAUAUUGAAUAUAAUUCUUAUGUUUUAAGCGUUUUAAUAUAGUUUUAACACUCAUAUAAUUCAAAGAAAUGAAUGACUUAGAUAUAAAAAGAAAUAUUUUCAUUGAUUUGGAAAUUUCCUUUUAUAAAAAUUGUCGUCAUGAAAUCUGUUUAUCUACUUAUUACGCUUAUCAUUAUGCUUCACUUAGAUAGUUUGCAAUCAAUUUGAUAUGUUCUAUGUGUUUGAAACAUUUUAAUACAUAAUUUUUAACAUCAAAC